AGGUGAUUAUAGUUUUUAAAAAAAUAUUCUUUAACACUUUCAAGGUGACUUUAAGUGCAUACAUUUAUAUAGUUAACUCAUGUUAGACGCAAGAAAUAGGCUAAAUUCCAACCUAUUUCAUUUCGAUUCAGCCAGUUUCGUAGAAUCUUCAAAAAAUUGUAAAUAUUAUGAAUUCAUAACAUUUUCCCAUUACGUAUCUUCUUUUUUUGAAUACUGACAUUUAAACAUCCUGCAUGUCUGUCGUCGAUCCAAAUUCCAUAGUGACCUUCACGGACGUAUUUCAUUGGUGAUUUUUUAAAUCACGAAAUUAUGUCUCGUAAAUAACUGGUCUUCCACGGCUUAUCAAAUCAGAAGCCCUGCAACAGACCAGAAAUUAUUGUAAAAAUAGGCCGCUCAGACACUGAAUAUCACUUUUAGAUGAAGGCAUACAGUGCCUGUUAGUUAGUUCGUAAAUUACUCAGUGAAGAUCUCUCAACCAUGGGCAAAAUGGAGUUUAUGCGUAAACUUUUAUUUUGGAGGAGAAUGGAAGUGGAUUUUCAUGACCCUACUUUUAAAUCGGACAUGGAUCUCGUAGAGUAUGGCUCCGGAAAACUUCAUGCAUCUACAGACGAGUUCAGUCACUCAAAAUCUGAUCAAAAACCCUGUCCACGCUCGAAAGUCGCUCAACAGGCUGAAUUAUCAUCGUUCAAUUCUCCGAUUGGUGUAUUACUUUCUUGUUUGGGUUGUGUCAUAGGAACAGGUAACAUAUGGCGGUUCCCACGUAUUAUUGCCAGUACAAGUUACUCUCAAGGAUGCCUAACAUUUCUCAUUGCAUGGGCAUUAUCUUUAUUUAUAUGGUCUUUGCCAUUGAGUAUUGUUGAAUAUACACUGGGUCGAUUUACUCGAACAUCACCAUUGGGUGCAUUUCAUAGGUUUCUUGGCAAUAAAUUGGUAUGGUUGGGAGGAUGGAUUGUUGGUGUAACUUAUAUGAUCACGUAAGUAGACUUUUGAAUAAAUUUUCGCACAAAAUCUAAGUCGCUGAUUCUACAAGAAAUGAAUCUUCUGCUACUAUGGCAUCUUUACUGAACGUACCAGAUAAUGAAAUCUGGAUACAGUGCUUAUUUUUCAGUGAUCGUUGGAUGGUGUUUAUACUAUUUUUACAAAUCCUGUGCUUUGUCAAGUCUUCCGAGAGAUGAAGAAACAAGUAUUCAGAUUUUCAAUGCAUUUGCAAGGGACUCCUACUGGCCAGUAUUAACUCAUGCAUUAGCUGUUUUUAUUGUUGGUGCCUGUAUAUUUGGAGGUAUAAAAUGGAUUGAGAAAGCCAACAUGGUUUUGGUGCCUAUGUUACUAGGAAUAUUGAUUUUUACAUUUGGAUGGUCAUUAACAAGAAAAUAUUCAGAAGUUGGGAUCAAAUUUCUAUUUACUCCUUAUUGGGGUAGCAUGUUCAGCCCCAGUUUGUGGGUUGCUGCUGCUAGCCAAAAUGCUUUUGAUACUGGUGCAGCUAUGGCUUUGUUUAUUUCGUAUUCUGCGUAUUUCAAUCGAAAAAAUGGUUCUGUACGACUUGGGACUAUGAUUCCAAUGUGUAAUAAUAUGGUGAGUCUACUCUGUGCACUGACAAUAUUUUCGACUGUGUUUUCGACUUUAAUACAAAAUUCGCCUACAUUGACACGUUCCGGUAUUGUAAAAAUUAUGCAAUCCAAUGGACCUGGUAGUACAGGUUUAACAUUCACCUGGAUUCCAGUCUUGUUUGCUUACGUUGGCGGUUUCGGAAGAGUUUUAUGCUCUUUAUUCUUUUUAUGCCUUUCGUUCGCUGGGAUAACUUCAUUAAUUGGUCAUGUUCAGUUAACAGUUAUAACAGCGAAGGAUUUAGGAUUGAGCCACAGACAAGCUGCUUUCGCUGGUCUAUUUCUUACACUGAUAUUCGGUAUGCCUUCUGCAUUUAGCAUAAAUGUUCUUACAAAUCAAGACAAUGUUUGGGGUUUCGCGCUUAUGCUGUCAGGUCUUGCUAUGGCCGGUUUGGUGUUGAUAUACGGUCCAAUGAAAUACAGAAAAGUAAUUGUGAAUGACUUUGGAAUCGGUGAUUGGACACUUCCAAUUGUCUGGGUUUUUAUGAUAAGUGUUUUAGUACCACUUUCUGGAGUCGGACUAAUCAUUUGGUGGGCUUACGACCUGAUACGAUCAAACCCCUAUUGGUACCAUGUAACAUUAGACUCUAUGACGACUACAUUACUUGAGUGGCUGACUCUUUUCCUAAUUCUAAUAACUGCAAACAGUAUAGCAGUGUGUAAAAAUGUGGAUCUCUUCCGUAAAGACAAACAAACUGGUUAUGAUCCUCACAAUCCCGAUUACCCACCGAAAGAUGAACUCCAAUCAAUAGAAGAUGAAUUCUUUGCUGUAUCAACUGACAGUGUAAAUAUAAAUGAACAUCAAAGCCGAACAAAUAUGUAAUGUAAUGUAUUCUCUUAUAAGUUUAAUGAAUGACUAAAACAUUUAUCGCACAUUUAUGUUACGAUAUAAAUAUUUUUACCUCUUGUUCUUAUUUUUUCUAAAUCAAAUGUAUACUUUAAUAUAAUGUUGACAAACAAUAAACAUUUACAUUCGAUAGCAUAAUA
This is a messenger RNA of Trichobilharzia szidati, 2591 nucleotides long. Lineage: Eukaryota; Metazoa; Platyhelminthes; Trematoda; Strigeidida; Schistosomatidae. The record is from the annotation of a GenBank genome assembly.